AUGACCGCCCCGUCCAGUGACAACCAACCGAAGCUAGGCCUUCACGCCGCCGACGUGAUCGACUACAGCGAGUCCGCCCGCUCCCUCUCUGGCUACAAGACCACCCUGCGUCAGCCCUAUCCCGCGAUCGAGCCGUUCGAGUCCGGCACUCUCGCUGUCGACUCGCGUCACACGCUCUUCUACGAGUGGAGCGGCAACCCGUCCGGUCAGCCCAUCAUUUGCGUCCAUGGUGGUCCCGGAGGCGGUAUCUGGUCCGAGGAGCGUCGCUGGUUCGACCCUGCACACUAUCGCAUUCUCACCUUCGACCAGCGUGGUGCGGGUCAGUCGACACCGCAUGCCGACCUGGUGGACAACACCACCUGGCAUUUGGUGGCAGACAUCGAGAAGCUGCGCGAGAAGUUUGGCGUGCAGAAGUGGCACGUCUUCGGCGGCUCGUGGGGGUCGACGUUGUCGCUGGCGUAUGCGCAGAAGCAUCCGGAGCGCGUGAGCGCGUUGAUUCUUCGUGGCAUCUUCACGUUGCGCAAGAGCGAGUUGUCGUUUUUCUACCAAGGUGGUGCAUCGCAUAUCUUCCCCGAGCAGUGGGAUAUCUACCGCGAUGGCAUCCCGGAGGCCGAGCGAAACGACUUCAUCACGGCGUACAACAAGCGUCUCACCUCGGACGACUCUGCUGUUCGCCUGGACGCAGCUCGCCGCUGGAGCACCUGGGAGAACUCAACAUCGAAACUCUACGUCGAUGCAAACAGCCUUGCCAAGGGAGAGGACGACGACUGGGCCCUCGCCUUUGCGCGCAUCGAAAACCACUAUUUCAUCAAUGAAGGCUGGAUGCGCGACGGCCAGCUGCUCGAGAAGAGCGAGAUCGAUAAGAUUCGUCAUAUCCCAGCGACCAUCGUCCAGGGAAGGUACGAUGUGGUUUGCCCAGCAACGACCGCCUGGGAGCUGCACAAGGUUUGGCCCGAGGCAGAGUUUCAUAUGGUCCCCGACGCGGGUCACUCGGCGAAGGAACCGGGCAUCGCGGAUAUUCUGGUCAAGGCGACCGACAAGUACCGCUCUAUCAAGGGAUGA
Molecule: messenger RNA, 1062 nt
Organism: Kalmanozyma brasiliensis GHG001
Lineage: Eukaryota; Fungi; Basidiomycota; Ustilaginomycetes; Ustilaginales
Product: Alpha/beta hydrolase fold-1
Exons: 1
Coding region: 1-1062 (353 amino acids)
Biological process (GO): proteolysis
Cellular component (GO): cytoplasm
Molecular function (GO): aminopeptidase activity
Source: RefSeq, a predicted model, not a curated record